UGUUCGCUAUCGGUCACCGAUGGGUCGUGGAAGGUUGUGGGUGGUGGAACGCAAUCGGAAAAUUCAGUCACAAUCUCAGACUGAAUGGUUCGCCUUCCACAUUCAAGAAAAAGCAAUUUUUUCGGCAUUAGCACUAUCGUGUAGAAAACAGCCUUAGACACGUAGAAUUCGUCCAUUAGCUUAGUGUGUAUCGGAAAAAGCCAAAGAAUACAAAAUGCGAUGUUCGGUGUGCAAUUAUUACACCUGGAGCUAUUUUAUCGCUUUUGCGGAAAUAUUCGUCUCAUUUGAAGUGGCAUCCGCUCUGCUGCAAUGCACCCGGGAGCUGGAUCGUGAUAUUACUUGUUAUGACGUGGAACCGGUCGUAGUGCUGCUAGUAUUGUACAACUUUCUUUCGCUGACCCUCAUCAUUGGUGUGUUUAAGCGAGCGGAAAAAUUGCUGCAAAUAUAUCAGACAUGUACCAUCACUUUGAAAGCUUCUGCAAUUAUACGAAAAGCCAUACUUUCCGCUACAGAAUACAAUCAGAAUAACAUAGAAAAGACGGCCACGGAAAUGAAAAUUGUCAUUCUUCUAACUUUGAUCUUCACCCUGGAGGCGUUAGUCGUGGCCGGAGCUUGCCGCAAAAUCCGCCGAGAGAAGGAAGAACCACUAUAUUACUUCGAUGUUGUCUGAAUGGAUUCUACGCCCUUUUCUUCAAAUGUGAUGGAAGUCGACUUCGCGUACAGUGUCUCUUGUACGCUGCUGAGAAUACCGAUUGGGCUCCUCGAAAUCAACCCCUUUUCGUCCAGACAAUAUAUACAAAUAUUUAUAUAUAAACAUUUAUAGAACAGAUAAGAGUUUCAACCCUUUCCCCGUUUUACGUGCAAACCGAUCAAGAACGCUUUCCUGUCAAUUUGGGAUUUAUAAACAUUUUGUAGUGUAGAUCGAAUGAUGUAGUACGCGUACUGGAGCUCAACCAUUUUUUGCCAAUUCGAUCAAACGAACGCUUUAAUUCGAUACCAAAAAUAACAAUAACAACCUAAACUUAUA
This is a messenger RNA of Aedes aegypti (yellow fever mosquito), 1027 nucleotides long. RefSeq lists its product as uncharacterized. Lineage: Eukaryota; Metazoa; Arthropoda; Insecta; Diptera; Culicidae. Bases 215 to 670 code for a protein of 151 amino acids. The record is from RefSeq and is a predicted model, not a curated record. The transcript is spliced from 4 exons.